Molecule: messenger RNA, 2044 nt
Organism: Monopterus albus (swamp eel)
Lineage: Eukaryota; Metazoa; Chordata; Actinopteri; Synbranchiformes; Synbranchidae
Product: zinc finger protein GLIS2-like
Exons: 5
Coding region: 12-797 (261 amino acids)
Biological process (GO): regulation of transcription by RNA polymerase II
Cellular component (GO): nucleus
Molecular function (GO): DNA-binding transcription factor activity, RNA polymerase II-specific; RNA polymerase II cis-regulatory region sequence-specific DNA binding
Source: RefSeq, a predicted model, not a curated record
AACCAACAGCCAUGUGGUCAUUGGACGAACCCCUGGACCUGAAGCUUCCAUCAGGGCGGACAGAUGGCCCAGUGAGAUUAGGAAAGAGGGCUUUUUAUUCCUCUAUCUGUGCCCCGCUCAGGGCCACACGACCACGCCUGCUAUGCACAACCUUUCCUUCACCACCAUCCUCCCCAGAUUCUCAGGCUUCCUGUCAAGAACGACCAGGGUCCUGCUUCACUCCACCGGCCAUGGACCUGAGCCUUUCACCAUCUUCCCGCCACACCUCCUCCCCAUCCCCCUCCUCCCCUUCCUCGCCCCUAGGGUAUCCUCACAACAGCAGCAGCCCUCAGCCACAUCGCUUCUAUCAAGAAGCAACUCACCAUCGAGGUGUGGAGGGUGGAACUUCACCACAGUGUUAUCCAUUUUAUCUGCCAAUUGGAAAUCUACAGAGGGGCCACAGCUUUCCCUCCCCCAUGUUUACUGGUCCGAACACAGAGAAGCAGGUUUCACCAGAGCUCUCACCACAUGGUCAGCUGGCCUGCCGUUGGAUGAAGUGCCACCUGCUGUUCGACUCACUGCAGGACUUGGUGGAUCACAUCAAUGACUUCCAUGUCAAGCCUGAAAAGGAUUCUGGUUACUGCUGUCAGUGGGAGGGCUGUGCACGAAAUGGCAGGGGCUUCAAUGCCAGGUAUAAAAUGCUGAUUCACAUCCGCACACACACCAAUGAGAAGCCACACCAUUGUCCCACCUGUAACAAGAGCUUCUCACGUCUGGAAAACCUGAAGAUACACACCCGCUCACACACAGGUGAGUGAGGCUUGUGGUGAUAUUGUGCACAGCAGACAUUACAACAGUUUAUAUCUUAUGUCCAAACUGUAGGAUGUGUAGGAUACGAUAUGUUUAGCUGGAACCUGGGAGGCCAGAAAAUAAAGUUAAAAAAAAAAAAAAACUUUCUUCUGCAGCUACUGUCCAUGAUCACUCUCUCCAGCAUUUUCUGCUAGAAAUGGGUUCAUUUGUGUUCUGUUAACGUUUUAAUCUCCCAGAGUAUCAGUGAGAUUCAAAACAUUUAAUAUAAUAUUUACAACUUUCAUCACAGAAACAACGUACAUGAAACUUAUAAAUCAAAGUCUAGGACAGAUGGUUUUAGCACUAACCAAGUAUAAGUUUAUUUCUCAACUUGUAAUUGGUUUUGCUUGCUUAGUGUGUAUUUAUGUGUAAUUUCUUGGUGUUUGUAGGACUGUGUUAUGAACCACAAUGUUCAUAGCUGCAAAUCAAAUUUACUAUCACAUGUUAUAUAAAAAUUGUGGUCCUGUGAGAGAUGAAAAAAGACAAGUCAAAAUGGUAGCAUCUGAGGCUGAGAUGUCCUGACUUCAGCCCCACGUAUUGGUCAGGCUCUAAACUCACUGGAUGCUAUAUGCUUUCCCAUAAUGCAACACUAAGUGGUUUGUCAUCAGACAGAUAAAUAUCUUUCAGCCUGUAAGCUCCACUCCAACAAAUCCAGCCUACUGUAACUCUGAUGACAUCACUGUGGCAUCAUCAGAGUCUUCGUGAACAGUAAAGUGAUUGUAAUGGGUGAAGUCGGUUUGACUGUCCCUUUAGAUGUCACCUGUCAUCAUUAUACCAGUGCGCAAAUGAUUUAGUGGUCACUUUUCAUUUGCUGACAGGGAGUUUUGUUUGAUUAACAAGUCACACAGUGUCACUGUGGUGUGAACCUGGAGGGAGAAAAAUCCAGCUCUUUUGCAGAGAAUGCAGAAAUUGUGUUUUGCUGCCAAGGAAACUUGAGUGUUCCCUAUCUUCACUGCUGCUUGAGGGUUUUAUAGCAACAUAUCCUGUUCUGCUUACUGUCAGUCAUCUGACGCCUGCAUGGACAGAUGCAGACAAUCCCUCGAAAAUGUGACUUCUUGCCCAUUCUGUUUCAGUAUGUAUUUACUAACUGCAGUAGGUCAGCAGUAAGGCUGGACCUGAAUAUCUGAGUAUUCAAAUAUUCGUUCAUUGGGCAGGUAAUUGGUUUUCAAUUUUAGUAUUGGAAUAAAGGUAUUUUUGUCCUCCCCACCUACAUACC